Molecule: messenger RNA, 1389 nt
Organism: Plasmodium inui San Antonio 1
Lineage: Eukaryota; Apicomplexa; Aconoidasida; Haemosporida; Plasmodiidae
Exons: 3
Coding region: 1-1389 (462 amino acids)
Source: RefSeq, a predicted model, not a curated record
AUGAGCACAGAAAUUUACUAUAAAUCUGAUAAUUCAUCUGCCAUCGGUAAAUCAUGGAUUGAAAAACAGGGAAAGAACAACUUAUCAGCUGCAACAGCUGGUAGGGUAUUAGAGGAAGAUGAAGAAGUAAUUGCAGAACAGAGAAAUGCCUUCCUUAAAGAGAAGUUGAUAGGAUUAAUAGAAGACGGACAGGAGGACAAUGAUGAUAAUUUGAACUUUGCAAAAAGGUUUAAUGCGCUAGUACAGGAAGAGAACUUCCAAAAAGGAUUAAAUUCAUCGCUGAAGGAUGAAAAAAGAGGAAGGGGAAUGAACCCCUCGGAAUAUGAUGAUAUUGUAAAAUUGCCCAACACAUUCAAUUUUAACGAGAGCAAUAAGAAUCUUAAAAAGGAUGUAAAUUUAAUAGAAUUUGAAGAUUCCGGAGAAGUUCAGAAUUUCCAAAAAUUGAACGAAAAACCUGCGAAACAGACGAACCCAUUUACUGUUCCUGACAAUUUGGCAGAACAAAAUAGUUCCCAAGAUUUGUACAGCGAGUCUACAAGACAACUAAAUACAUUUCCUCCUAAUGAUGACUUUGGAAAACUCCACAAUUCUAUUAACGUUAACAGGCAAUCGACGAAUAAACCCGCUAUAAUUACUCCUACUGAUGACUUUGGAAAGCUUCACAACUCUAUUAACGUUAACAAACAUCCUUGGAACAAACCAGCUAUAAUUACUCCUACUGAUGACUUUGGAAAGCUCUACAAUUCUAUUAAUGUUAACAGACCACCUGUGAAAAAACCAACUAUAAUUCGUCCAGUUGACGGUUUCGGAGAACAAAAGAAUUCUCAAGAUGUUAACAAACAACCAACUAAGCAGCCCAAAUUAAUUGAUCCUACGGAAGACUUUGCAAAACUACACAAUUCAUUGAGUUGUAAUAUGCCAAAUGAGAAAACAUCAAAUGUAUACAGAGAUAAUGAUCAUCUUGAAAAAAGAUAUAAUACUUUAAAAGAUGACUUCUAUUCUGAGAAACUAUUUAAUGAUGCACAUAAAACAGACAACUAUGAAUCUAAAGAUGGGAAUCACGAAUUACAGUAUUUAUAUGAUGAAUCAAGAAAAAAUCAGAAUCAUAAAAAUGAUUUCAUAAUUUAUGUAUUGAACUAUUACGAAAAGAAUUAUAAACCUCCCAAAAGAGAAGAAUUAAAAAAAGUAUCAUCACAAAAAGAUUACAAUGGAGAAAGUAGAUUAUCAUUAUUGAAAAGAAAAAGGAAAGGCCUAACGGUGUGGAUAAUGAAAAUGUUAAAUAAAUGUGAUAAAAUCUAUGAACAACAGAUGUUAUCUUUAUUUAGUUCCAUGUCAGAUAAAGAUGAGAAUGAUUCUGAAAAUAACAGAACAUUUAUCCAUAAGCUGUGA